GAAGAACGCGGUGUAGCCGCUCACCCGCUUUGUCGGUGUAGUAUUAUUAUCCCCUACGGGGAGAGACGCGUCUCCCGCGAGAGUGAGAGAACACGUUCCGCUUCUACCCUUAUCCGUGUCUGCCCUUAUGUCCGCUCGCGAUCAAUACGCGCCCGCCGCCGCCGUGCUCGCCGUUCAUGCGUAAGUCUUACCCCCGUGCUCCACCGUAACUACGUCGGCCAGUGUUCCGCUUACUGGGAGUAUCUCGAAAUUGAGAAAAUGGUUCUGAUAAUAAGUGAUCCACUCGCGAACUCCACGACGGCCGACGCCGAGCGCAUGCAGGUCCUGCGGGAAGAUAAUGGCCCCGAUAGUGCGGGACGCGAUUUCUCGGACACGAGAACGGUGUCUUCUAGGCUGUGCGAUGGAGGACACGUCUGCUCUCCUCCGAAAGAGUGCUGUUCUCACAGCUGUUGUUACAGUGUCUUCACGCCGGUGCAUCCCCAUGUCUCAGAGAUGUUCAAUUUCUUGAUUUGGACUUACUGGUAUUUGUGGGCGGCGGUGCUCACAGCCUUGGCCAUAGCCGCGGCGUGCGGCUUCUGGCUAUGGAAGCGUCGACGUUCAAUGCUGUCGGAGGACUGCGUGUCCUCGGAGAGAACCUCCACGGGCCCGUGGUAUCCGCCUCCUCACUAUAGCCGAUGUAGUUCCUUCGUUCAGGCCUUACCACCGCCUUACAAUGAGGUCACCGCGAAACCAGACCUUUAUCCGCUGGUGAUCGGCUUCGACGAGACUACGGGCAAGGGGACCUCCGGCUUCGUGAUGCGCUAUUUCAGAUCGCUCUCCCACGCGAGCACGCUGGACUCGCUGAGCUCCAGCUUCAUGUGCAACAUGGUGAACGAGGCGAACACCAUCAUUCCGCCGCCGUACUCUUGCAACAACAGCGUCGACGAGCUCUCUGCGGCGGAGUGCGAGCGCAGAGAGGCCGGCGACGUCGGCUCGGUCGUCUCCUUGACAAAUCACAGGACAACCUCUGACAUAUCAAGCUUAGCUGCUCAAUCGCCUUGCUCCCCGCCGAGGGCUACCAGCCCGACGAUAGAGUUACGAGAAUUGUUGGACAAGAUACAGCAGCUUCCGCACCUGUCUAACGGACACACUAUUAGCACCAGUAGCACCACCUCCUCCACCGCCUUGCCUUGCCAGCAACAGCAGCAGCAGCAGCAACAAGCAAACAAUGCUCCGGUCUUGUACGUGACGAGCAGCGACGGUUGCACGCAACAACGGCCUCUGAGCCCCGGUGAUAUCGGCUCAUACAGGGUGCGGAGGACCCGGGGCAAACUGUACAUGCCGCUGGGCCUGCCGAAUUCGCGCAACAAACCGAAGCGGUGGUUGUCGCGCUCGGCGCCGACGACGCCCUCGGGAACGAUACCGAUGUCGUUCCUGCCGGGGCAGAGCAGGAGACCGUCGGAAACGGACAACAACAAUCAACAGGCGGUGCCGCUGCUCGCCGAGCAGGACGAGAACGAGAACAAUAACGCGGAUCAGCCGCAGGCGGGCGUGCCGUUGCUCGUCGAGCAAGAGGAGGACCGACCGGCGACAUGACGCACAAUCCAACAUUGAGAACGGUUUAAAUAUUAGAUCAGUGGUACAAUCGUGAAGCUUUCCUCCGAGAGUCAAUUAUGAAUCUCUCCUCUAGCGUGAAUCCGCGAAAAUUUUCGAAUUUGGAAGCAUCUGGAAACGUUCACUUUUCAUGAGUUCACACUGGGGAAAAAGAUUCAUGAUCGCCUUCCUGGUGUGAACUCGUGAUAAGUGGUACGUUUCCAAAUGCUCUCAAGUCGGAGCAUUUUUACUUCUCGGGAGUUUAUGCUAAAAGAGAAGAUUCAUGAUCGACCCUCGGGAGAAGAUUUACGAUCGACCCACGGACCGUGUGACUUUUCCCUAAGAGCGGAAACGCGAAAUGUUCCCAUUGUUCGAAGAGCUACACGACCGCCCUAAAGUCCACCCUGCGCGUUCCCGCCCUCAGAAAAAAGUUACAUAAUCUUUAGCCAGAGCUGUCUGACGUCGGUCUUCGUUUUAUCGAUGAAAGCACGAAGAAAGACCUCCGGAUCCCGAAAUCGCGAUUAGCCGUGGCUCGUGCUUAUCCAAUUCUCGCGAAGGAACGGGGGAUCCUGAGGCUUGUCGAAUGUGUCGCGGAAAACUGUCAGGGUCCCGAGUCGGUCUUUACCUUUCGGCUCAAUUCGAGGCUACCGGCUACCCGACGAUUCCGAGCGUCCUCGUGUUACUUCUUGACGUUUCAAGCUGGCGUUUACGCAAGACUACCUCCCUGUGCGCCCGUCUUUUUCCUCCUUCGACGUGAGAGAAGAAAAGACGUCGUCGGACAGCUCUACCCGCCGAACCGUUCUCGCGCACGACGCCACCACCGGCCACGAUCCGCGCUGAUCCUUACAUCCGGCGAAUCUAAAUAUUUUUUAAUACGGCUCUGGUACGCAUGAUGAGGCUUCUAAAACUACGGCUAGUACACACACGAUAGUCACAGUUUUUCCGCAGUACGGAGACACACGAGGCGCCGUCGAGGGUGAUUCUCUUUACCGAAGGACAAGCAGCCUACUUUUCUAAACGCGAUAUCCCGCGCAAUCGGAAGGGCCGCUGCUUCGGACGAAGCAACUCGAGGCCUUGUUCCCGCGUAUGUUCCCUUCCUAGAGUUCGAAUCCGCCGUUGUUGUUCCUUGUAGUUGAGUGUCGUCUCAAUCACGGAUCUAGACAUGAAGAGAGAACGGAGAAUCGCUGCGAGUAGAACACGUUUUGCGCUUUCCUGGAGGAACGUAGAGGAUAACGUUGAUAAAGAUAUAACGAUGUAAAAAAAAGAAAAAAAAUCUCAUGGUCCCUUCCGAUUCUGCGGUGAGCAACCGAGGUCGAACUGUGACACGGUUUUACAACUUCUUGUCGCCUUACAGCUAAAGUAAGCUUCACUUCCUCCCAAUAGAUCUCUUGGAUUCACGACGACGACGACGGCGAUGAUUAUGGGCAACGUCGCGUUUUCCCACGUGGCGCGAACCCAUACAGCACAGACCUCGCAUCCCAGAGAUGUCCCCAGACGACGACCCUGUAUCUUAAGAACGUCUACGAGAUGUCCCUUGGAUAAAAAUGUGCCGUGUGGGAAAUAACCCGAGUGAGAAAAAUGCUGAGGGGAAAAAGUAUUAAAAAAUUUAUUUGUACGAUAUAACAUUUAUUUCAUAGAAAUUCACAGAAAUGGAUCUUAUAUCUGUCAUAGAUAAAUUUUUACGUACAUUUUUCCCAGUGUGAAGCGGCUACGGUGGUAAAAUGCGACGUCUUUUUCAAACGAACGUUUCGCGUUACUAUAUCUCUUUCUCUCUUUCUCUUACUUACUUAUUUACGAAGCUACACGCGCGCGUCGAAGGGUGAAUAUUUUUAAUCUCGAACCGUAAGGUAAAAUAAAAAAGAAACCAGAUCAACGCGCACGCGGGGCGCAUUCGAUACAUCGAAAUUCAUCGCAAUAAGAGCGGAUUAGAUGGAACGAAAGUUUCGGGCAGCCGUCGGCAGCAGUUAGCAGUUAAUGAGCGAAGACGAACUUUUUAUUAUAUAUAUAUCUCGCGUAUACCUAUAAGUUUUAUCGAUAUAACGAAACGAAAUGCGUCGUCCAUUCGAGGGAACUGGUCACCGGAGAGAGAAGGAGUGUAGGACAAUACACACACGAACACACAAACCGCGUAAUGUAACGCGCAGGAACGUGAAUGUGUGCAACGAUGCGACAUACACACACACAUCAUGCAUAAACAUACAUACAAAUGAACACAUGAGCCAACGUACAAUGCAGAUUCCGUCAAGAGGUAGCCAGCGCCCGUUAGAGACUAUGCAGAGACUAAUAGACAAGCACAAGAGUUCGUAGCGCAUAGAACGGCUGACGUUUACGAUUCCGUUUAAUCCUCGUGUUCCGAACGCAAACGAGGAUGCCGGGAUAAUGGAUACAAAGUGCGAUCUUAGCGGCAGUAAGAGAGACACACCAGCUGAGGUGUAGUUUACAUGUUCUUUACCGAAUUACACGUACGUUAUUUAGCUCUCUUCUUUGUUCGACGAUUCGCUUCUUACUCGAUACAAUUGUACCCACGUAAAAUACAAAUUAUUCUUUCAACAUUUAAAUUAUGAAUCGGAAAAUAUUUAAAGACAUUUCAUUU
This is a messenger RNA of Dinoponera quadriceps, 4165 nucleotides long. RefSeq lists its product as uncharacterized. The transcript is spliced from 6 exons. Gene Ontology annotation, cellular component: cytoplasmic vesicle membrane. The record is from RefSeq and is a predicted model, not a curated record. Bases 259 to 1575 code for a protein of 438 amino acids. Lineage: Eukaryota; Metazoa; Arthropoda; Insecta; Hymenoptera; Formicidae.